AUGGCUAACUUCUCGCAUUUCGAAGCCAAAGAGAACUACAUGCGUUUCAUGAAUGACUUUGUGCUGGCCAUGACGGAUGAGAUGCGUGGGUUUCUACGAGCCGUUUCCACUACUGGAGGAGGAACCGAUGUGGACCGUGACAUCUGGAUAAAGCGGACUACUGCAACCUAUAACUGUCAUGGGUGCAUUGAUCUGGGCUACGAACUAACGAUGAUGCACAAAUCCUGUCGACCAUCGUGGAAGACCAUUCGAAUGUUAGUCUUAAUACUCAUAUAUAAACGGACUAUUCAUCAGGAAUACGAAAUCAAAUAUUAA
This is a messenger RNA of Dibothriocephalus latus, 315 nucleotides long. Lineage: Eukaryota; Metazoa; Platyhelminthes; Cestoda; Diphyllobothriidea; Diphyllobothriidae. The record is from the annotation of a GenBank genome assembly.